AUGAAGCUCACUCUCAUCACCGCUCUCAUUGCCCCUGUCCUGGCUAUCAACAUCCCUAAGGAACUCCAGGAGCGCUCCGGCUGCGGCGAUAACUGUGCCCGAGCCGUUGUCCCUGGCUUCCGUGGCCCUGCCGUCGUUGCUUCUUACAAGGCUGAGUGUGAAGCUUAUCUCCAGGUCACUACUACUCCUGAUGCAAGCACUGUUUAUGUUACCAAGUCUAUUCCUACCUAUGCUAGUGCUUGCUCUGGAGAGCCUCGCUAUCUUACGGCUUGCUCGUGUGCCAGUGCCUCUGUUGUUACCGUUGCGGCGCCUACUCCCACCGUUACCAAGGUUGUCUUUGUUUAA
Fusarium odoratissimum NRRL 54006 is the source of this 345-nucleotide messenger RNA. RefSeq lists its product as uncharacterized. The transcript is spliced from 2 exons. The coding region runs from base 1 to 345 and encodes 114 amino acids. NCBI's taxonomy places the organism in Eukaryota, Fungi, Ascomycota, Sordariomycetes, Hypocreales, Nectriaceae. The record is from RefSeq and is a predicted model, not a curated record.